AUGCCCCGCAGAGCCCAUAAAAAGUCCAGAAAUGGAUGCGCUGAGUGCAAGCGACGCCACAUAAAGGAGCUUACCGAUUUGAAGUGUGACGAAAAGCACCCAAUUUGCUCCCACUGUAUUACUUCCGAGCGUCCAUGCUUCUACAUUGAUGGACCAUCGAGAGAUCACACGCCAACUCAAAGAGCCUCAUCAAAACCCCGAGCAAUCCCAAAAUCUCCAAAUGGAGAAUCAAUUGACUCGGAAGACGUUAGCCCCGUCAAUAUGAUGCAUGUGGAACUUUUGCAUCAUUUAACCUCAGAGUCUCAAUCUAUAUUCUGCAUAGACUCUACAUACGCCAACGUGUCAUUUACAGAGAUACUCAAACAUUGCCUAUCAGCCCCCUACCUGAUGGAUGAGGCACUUGCCAUAUCGUCUCUACAUUUAAGCAUUACACGACCAGACCAGCAACAAAUCUAUCGGUACCGGGCUUCUCAUAUGCAAACGCAUGCCUUGUCAAUAUUCAACACCAUGAAGCCAGAGGUCAAUAUGGAUUCUUGCAUCGCCGUCUUCAUGUUUUCGUCUCUACUCGGUAUCUACAUGCUCUGCGAUACCCUUGUUUUCCGCAGUGGCACGUUCGACGACUUCUUGGACAGCUUCACACAAUACAUUCGCGUACAUCAAGGCGUGCGAGCCGUUAUAAAUGGAUCUUGGGAUUAUCUUCGUCAAACCGAGCUGGGUCCGUUUCUUAAUAUCGCCGAUUCGCUGCAAGAAGCAAACAAUAGCGCUCCUAAGGAAUUUGAGAACCUGCUUAGUCUCACAGAAUCAGUGGAUAUGGAGGACUCAACCAGCGAAGCAUACCACCACGCCAUAAUGUCGCUACAGGGGGUGAUGGCCGCGGCAAAGACGACUUCAGCAUCGCCUAGCGUUAUCAUUGCUUGGCCUGUGAUUGUAAAAGCUGAAUAUAUCGAUUUACUUUCACGCCGCCAACCGGAGGCGCUUGUGAUACUUGCUCAUUAUGCGGUUCUCCUGCAUUCGCGACGUGACCAUUGGAUCUUCGGGGAUGGAGGUGGAUAUAUCAUCGAGUCGAUUAAUAUGUUCCUUGGUCCCGCUUGGGCGACUUGCUUGAGCUGGCCAAAUGAAAGUCUACAGCAAGAAGCUACAUAA
This is a messenger RNA of Penicillium odoratum, 1143 nucleotides long. Its product is annotated as Zn(II)2Cys6 transcription factor domain-containing protein. The transcript has 2 exons. NCBI's taxonomy places the organism in Eukaryota, Fungi, Ascomycota, Eurotiomycetes, Eurotiales, Aspergillaceae. Gene Ontology annotation, molecular function: zinc ion binding; DNA-binding transcription activator activity, RNA polymerase II-specific. Bases 1 to 1143 code for a protein of 380 amino acids. The record is from RefSeq and is a predicted model, not a curated record. Gene Ontology annotation, biological process: regulation of transcription by RNA polymerase II.